Messenger RNA from Mya arenaria, 435 nucleotides. RefSeq names its product perlucin-like protein. The record is from RefSeq and is a predicted model, not a curated record. NCBI's taxonomy places the organism in Eukaryota, Metazoa, Mollusca, Bivalvia, Myida, Myidae. The coding region runs from base 1 to 435 and encodes 144 amino acids. The transcript has 5 exons.
AUGGGUGUAAAAGGUGCGGACUGUCCGGACGGUUUCGAGGUUCACCAGGGUGCCUGCUACUUCUUCAGCCAUGGAGAAGAAACAUGGACGGGUGCUUAUGACAGCUGUGUGAUACUCGGUGGACAUCUUGUGGAGGUAAAUGACGUUAUGGAGGAUACGUACCUGUCAGGAAGGACCAGAACACUCGGUGAUUACUUCUGGAUCGGUUUGGAGGACAAGGCGGUUGAAGGGGAGUGGAUGUGGGCUUCCUCGCACAGCAGUCUUGAACCAGACGCGUACACAAACUGGGGAUCAAGCGAGCCUGACGGGCGGCCAGAUCAGAACUGCGUUUUGUACGCCCCGUCCAGGAAUUACCAGUGGGCCGAUGCUAUAUGCACUCGGACACAGAAAUACAUCUGCGAGAAAAGCGCUGAUGAACCAGUCGUUGUUGGUUAA